Messenger RNA from Closterium sp. Naga37s-1, 3069 nucleotides. The record is from the annotation of a GenBank genome assembly. Lineage: Eukaryota; Viridiplantae; Streptophyta; Zygnematophyceae; Desmidiales; Closteriaceae.
AUGAAUCCGAACGCGGAGAUCUCGGACAUGUUGAACAAGGAACUUGUUGUUUUCCCAAUAUGGUCGAAGCCCGAAGACGGAAUCACGGUUUGCAGCGUCCUCGUUAUCCUGCAGCCAAAUCAGCUGCAGUAUGAUAGGGACGAGACAUCCAACACGCGUAUUAUCCACAUCGACCCGUGUUUUGGCCCCGACCCGCAGCGGGAGCUGGCCACGAAAAUCAUAGAUUGGUUCAAGAGACGCGUGGAGAAGUACGAAGACACCGACGACGAGCCCAGCCUUGUAUUUGCGCGUGAGCGCGUGCAAAAGCUGAAGCGCGAGACCAUGGACUUGAGCGCAUUGGACAAGGUGAAGGCAGUUUUCGGAUUACAGGCUGUAUACGGAUUUUCGCGCAUCCUCUCGGAGUUCGAGGCUAUUGUGAAAUCACCUGGUGAACCUGUCCGUGCAGCGUCCGUGAAGGCUUUGAAGCCUUUGCACGAUAAGAUUCUGAGGCAUGCCCAGGACAUCGCCAUUGACACGCGGUACAACGAAGCAGUCGGAAACCGCAGCCACGGUGGUCCAGCGGAGGUUGCACAAAAGCGAGCCGGGGUUCUGGGUGCCGGCGCGGAAGCCGGCAGAGGCGAGGGCGCGAAAAAGGGUGAGGGCGCGAAGAACGGCGAGGGCACGAAAAAGGGCGAGGUCGUAAACAUGGGCGAGGGCGCGAACAAGGGCGAGGACAAUGGCCAGGCCGAGGGUGAGGAGGAGGGCAAGAAUUAUUUCACGGCCAAGGGCGAAGGCGAGGGCGAAGGCGAGGGCGAGGGCGAAGGCGAGGGCAAAGACGAGGGCGAGGGCGAAGGUGAGGGCGAGGGCUGGUAUGGGGAGGAGGGCGAAAACGAGGGCGAAUACGAGGAGGAUGACGAAGAGGGGUGGGAGGGCGGGGAGGGUGGGUACAAGGAGGGCCACGGUGGUGGGUAUGGGAAGGGUGAGAGCGGUGGGGAGGGUGAGGGCGAGGGGGAGGGCGGAGGCGAGGGCGAGGAGGAGGCCGAGGGAGCUGAUCGUGGUGAACGGCACAGGAUUGCGGUCGGCAGCACGAAAAUUGGAGCACCGGUUGACGAGGCUCAUCAAGCUCGACAGUUUCGCGCCGUUGGCAAUCGCGGAUUCGUGGGACAGACACGCCUUGCGCGCCGGUCAGAGCGUUCGAUCGCGCAAAGGCGGACUGUGGACGAGUUGUCAUCGUGGCCUGCUCUGUCGCUCGCGCACGAGGUCGUCCGCCUGGACUCCGCGCUCGAGAAUUCGAGGCAGGACCUAGCUGAUGCGCGACACAACAACUUCGUGCAGCGCAAGAAAAUCCGCGAACUGCUGACGAGGAUGGGGGAGCAUCGCGCCGCGUUGUCUCGUGUGACCGACAGGUCUGCCAGUGCUCUUAGGAGGCUGGAGGACAUGGAGAGACGUGCUGGGAAGGAUCUCGUGGAUGCUGUGCACGAGGUUCGGACGGAACGUGCAUCCGCGACAGCGCAGCGGGAGUCGUCGGAGCGUGCCACAGCGAAGUUGGCGGAUGCGGCUUCUGCCUUCAUGUCGAUGGUUUCGCAACACGAUCUUAUUUCGUCGGGGCCAACGAGGAUGGAUUUCUUUGCAAACGUUCGUGGUGGAGAGACGGGAUUGGCAAUCGCGGGCGAAAGGGGUGGAUAUGGUGUGCGGGAUCCGGGCCAAGGGCGGCGCCCGGGUAUGGAAUCCGCCGACGCAGCAGUUGGAGAUGAAAAAAGCGGGAAACGUAGCGCGGUCCUUCCUGCUCCUCUCGCAGCCACACCCCCCCCGAAAAAGGCAAAGACAAACUCCGACCCGGUCAUCACCUGUCAACCCGCAAUCGGAAAUGUGGGUGGUGAAGUUCCGCACGGGCCAUCACAGUUCGCGGCUGGCAGCGCUGGAGGUCGUUCUGCUGGGGCAGCCACUGGCGGGACACUGGUCGUGCCGCUUAUCAGGGGAGUGGACGGCACAGAUCCCGACGAGACCGAGGCCACGAAGGCAACCCUGGCGUUCAUGGCAAGACUCAAGGGUGGUAAGGGGACUGCAAAGGGCCCCGCGAAGGACAAGGGCCCCGCGAAGGAUAAGGGAGCCGCGAAGGAAAAGGGAGCCGCGAAGGAAAAGGGAGCCACGAAGGAAAAGGGAGCCGCGAAGGAAAAGGGACCCGCGAAGGAAAAGGGACCCGCGAAGGACAAGGAGCUCGGAGUUGGCAUUCGGGUGAACGCGAAAGGAACGGCGUGGACGCUGGAAUUGCACUACCAGAACUUGCGCUGGUACUUUGGCAAUUUCAACGCACUGGCGAAGGCGCGAUAUACUGCCGCGGUUGUACAGACCGUGUGGCACAAGAAGGUUCCGAGCGACAAGAUGGUUUUGUCGGAGGCGGAAGAGGAGAAAUGGACCGCGGAUCUGGAUGUUGCGCGUCUUUUGCAUCCGGGGGUGUUCGCGGUAAUGUUUCUUCGCGGCAUGUGCAUUGGGGGCAAAAGGAAUGCAGCCGAUGGACCGGACGACCUGAUUGACGAGGUCGCGGCCUCGGUUGCGCUGGGCCUCGAGGUGGAAGCGGACGAGCAUUACGCGAAAUCGAAGGUUCCAGAGGGUGCUCUUGCCGGGUCCGUGGCGUUUACGGUCACGUUCCUGUGGCUAGUCUCCAAGGGACGUGAUCGCGGCUUCGCUGACACGGAAGCGAAACGCGCUGCAGAGAAGGCUGGAGCCCCGGGCCUGAGUGUGGAGCUAAUCUUGGCCGCGUGGCUGAACAUUAUCGUGGCUCUUAAGACAAGCGACGAUGCGGACGAGGUGGAGAAGCAGGUGGUGGCCGCUUUCAAGGGUGCGAACAACAAGAGCUUGGAACCUCUCGUGCAUGAGAUGGUCGACGUACUGAGCACGUGGUGUUACGAUCCCGAGGCAGCAGCGAAGUUGAGGGGUGUCGGCCUGUUUGUGGAGUGCAGCGAUGAUCACGCCAAAGCAAGGAGCCAGCCCAGCACGCGUUGGCGUGCGAAGAAGCCAUCCCCGCCAUCCCCGCCAUCCUCAGAACCUGGGAUGGAGAACGUUGAAGAGAUUUCCGAUGAUGACGAGUAA